GUCUUCUAUCACGUACUAACCACACAGCACCUUCGCAAUGGCCUCCCGACCGACCGUGACCAUCAUUGGCGCCGACGGUGCUCCUUCUCAGGACACCCACCCUCUCCCAAAUGUCUUCAAGGCCCCCAUCCGCCCGGACAUUGUCCAGACCGUCCACACCGGUAUGGCCAAGAACAAGCGCCAGCCAUACGCCGUGAGCGAGAAGGCUGGUCACCAGACCAGUGCUGAGUCCUGGGGUACCGGACGUGCUGUUGCCCGUAUCCCUCGUGUUAGCGGUGGUGGUACUCACCGUGCCGGUCAGGCUGCCUUCGGUAACAUGUGCCGUUCUGGACGCAUGUUCGCACCCACCAAGGUCUGGCGCAAGUGGCACCAGAAGAUCAACCUUGGCCAGAAGCGUUUCGCUACUGCAUCUGCCAUUGCUGCCUCUUCCAGCGCUGCUCUCCUCCUCGCUCGCGGUCACCGCAUUAACGAGGUCCCAGAGGUCCCACUUGUCGUCUCCUCGACUGCCUUCUCCAACGCCGGCAUCAAGAAGACCUCCGCUGCCGUCGCACUCCUCAAGUCCGUCGGUGCUGGUCCAGACCUCGAGCAUGUCAGCAAAUCCCGCAAGCUUCGCGCUGGUAAGGGAAAGCUGAGAAACCGCCGCCACCAGCAGCGUCGCGGACCUCUCGUCAUCUAUGAGCCAGAGAAGGAUGGCAAGGAGCUCGUGAACGCUUUCCGAAACAUCCCAGGUGUCGAGACAUGCACAGUCUACUCUCUCAACCUCCUCCAGCUUGCACCAGGUGGUCACCUUGGACGAUUUGUCAUCUGGACCUCGUCCGCCUUCGCUGCCCUUGACAGCGUUUACGGCAGCACCACCGAGCCAUCCGCCCUCAAGCGCGACUUUCUGCUCCCACAGAACUUGGUCGCUCAGUCAGAUAUCGCCAAGCUCAUCAACAGCAGCGAAAUCCAGAGCGUGCUUCGCCCAGUCAAGGGCGGUGCCAUCACCAAGCGCACUGUCGUGCAGAAGAAGAACCCGCUCAAGAACAAGCAGGUUCUGCUCCGCCUCAACCCAUACGCCAAGGCAUACUCAGCAGAGGGUCUGGGUCAUGUCAAGAGCACCGAGAAGCCAAUUGCCAAAGACUCCACGUACAAUGCUACGCUUCACGAGAACUAAGCGGGUGCUUUUGUUGUUGUAAUGAGGUUUCAUGGGAGCGGGUCAUUGUAGCCGGACAGGACAAGCUGCAUGGCGUUCAAUGUAGCGCCAAUCGAGACUCUUUUCAGAUCUGUCACUUUCAUCGACCCAUUUCUCAAUGUUCAUGACUUGUGCAGCCCCCGCGGCAGUAAAAAUGCUAUUUCCAAGACUUGCUGACUCGCUCGUUGAUUCAUGAACCAUGGGUAAGGUAGAGUAAGUGCUACCACAGCUCCAUAUCCACGCAAACUGGUCCAUCCUUUGAGAGUAGCAAGUUCCUCGCAUACAUGUAUCCAGGUGGUGGUCGAACGAAGUUGUAUUGAAUUUAACAGAAACAUGCACGUCGAACCGAUCAAAGAUAUGUAGAGCUCAUCAUGGCACAAGAAGAAAUGUGGAGAGAAGAAAAGAACACGAAAGCGCAAUUCCGCAUACUUUGCAGCGAUGAAAAUACUCUAAUCUUCUGUUCAUAAAAACGACUGUGCCUCUGGGUCUUUUAUCCCCCUUUCCAUCUCAACAAGUGUCUGUCUUGUUUGUCUGUGCAAGCCAAAAACAAAAAAACAAAUUUGGCCACUGGUAUAAACCUUCCAUCAUCAAAGUCAUCAAAAAAAGGACGCCGUUAAAAAAACGUUUUCUUGGUUCCGUUAUGCCGCCACCUUCACCGAAGGUGAUCACAAAUGCAAGCGCUGGUUUAUGCAUCGCGAUGAAAACCUGCUAGCAAAUCAUGGAUCGGAAAAGAUCUCAGAGAGAGAGGGAGAGAGCGUAACGCGACAAAAAAAGAACAACGGCUAGCGCUUGUGUCCGUGGAUUUGGAUGUGUUGCCGGAGAUGUCUCCCCAUGUUGCUACGCUUGGAGAUAACGCCCGCUGAGCAACUCAUGCCAUCGGACAGUUGCAUGGGAACUGCGAAUCCGUUGUCACAAAUUCCAAAUUUGCCGCCAUCCAUGCAGAUGAUCUCGUCUUGGGUGGUGCAGGCGAUGGACUUUGAUGAAGAAGAGGUUUUAUUGCCCGUUGCAGCUUUGUUGGAAGAACCGGAUUCAUCAGAGGUUUCGGGUGGACCACUCGCGGCAGGUGAAGCGUAUCCACUCGGCGCCGGUCCGUCCGCUGUGAUGGUUCUCAUGGCAGUCUGAGUGACGACCUCGUAUGCAGUAGCCACUCCACCACCUGCUGGUCCGCCUUCGGCACUGCUUGCACCGCCAUAGCCUGUGGGGGCUGGUGCUUGUGCUGCAGCAGAAGAAGUGCCGUAAGAAGGCGCGGUAGGAGCAGUAUCAGGAGCCGAGCCCUGUGCAGGAGCCGAUGCUCCUGAACCUGAACCAUAACCAGUUGGCGCAGCAGGGGAGCUUGCAGGAGUGCUGUAGGCAACAGGUGCAGAGGGGGCAGCACCGCUAGAGCCAGAUCCUGCGCCUCCAGUAGCAACAGCACAAGUCCCAAUGGUAGAGCUUCCGAGGGCAGUCUUCAUAACGGUCUCGACAUUGCGGCCACAUUGCGGGAAGACAAAGUCCUCGUUCUCACACGUAGUGCAACCAUUGCCAAUGUUGGCCACGAACAUGUCCGGCAGUGUGUCGAGCACAUCGUUGUUGUCCGCGCCACCAGUGACUGUGAUUGGGGCACAGUUCAUGUACAUCUCUCUGUUGCCAAUCUUGUUGAACCAUGUCCAUGCCAUUGUGUACUCGCCGUUAGGCAUACCCUUAGGCAUAGUGUACUCAAAUGUUGGAUUCCCGGCGUAGUCGGGAGAGCCAUUGGCAUUGCCCGCGUCCGAGUUGGGACAUCCGCCGAGGAUGGAGUGGAUGACUUUCCACUGGCUGUUCUUGGUGGGUUCCUUGUCGAGUGUGACAGAGAGCUGACAUGAGCCACCACCGUGGGUGGCACCGCCCUUGAAUGAAAGCUUUUGGGGUACGCCAACCGGAAUCUGGUUCAUUGUGCCGAUAUCGUAGACUCCAGAUCGUUGUUUGCAUGGGAAGUCAGACCCAUCGGGUUCGAGAGGACUGUUCGUAAGGCUAUCUGCGCCAUAAGGGACAGGGCUGGUGAUGACCAUAUGCGCGUUAACGGAAGACACAAGCAGACUGCAAGCUGCAGCUGCGGUCAGAAAUGAUUUCGCGAACAUUCUUGCGGAACUUUCGUAGUGAGUGUGGAUGCAAGGUAUCGAGAUUCUUUGAAAUGCUGUUUGAUAUCGCUAGACCGGCUAGACGAUCUAAUAGAUGUCUUCUUAUUCUUCUUCUUCUCAGAUUCGGUGACGACAAGGCAAGUGUCUGGUGUGUCUCAGUCGAUGGAAUCCUGCGACAAGGAUCUCGGGCAGAAGUCGGAGUGGAAGUGAUCAAAUCAGCAAAAGAGAGUCUAGCUCAAGUCUCGCAGAGACGGAUAGGUCGUCAAAGAGUGUGAUUGCACGAUGCUCCAGGCAAAGGCUGUAGGAAAUGAUGCUCAACAAGAAUGCACAACGACUCUGGGAAAAUGCGUUUGUAUUUGAGCAAUUGCAAAGAGACAAACAGUAGGGAGCAUGAAUCUUUAUGACUUACUGCUUGGCGCGAUCUGCACAUCUCUAAAC
Messenger RNA from Sphaerulina musiva SO2202, 3705 nucleotides. Its product is annotated as 60s ribosomal protein L2. The transcript has 4 exons. Gene Ontology annotation, biological process: translation. Gene Ontology annotation, molecular function: structural constituent of ribosome; RNA binding. NCBI's taxonomy places the organism in Eukaryota, Fungi, Ascomycota, Dothideomycetes, Mycosphaerellales, Mycosphaerellaceae. The record is from RefSeq and is a predicted model, not a curated record. The coding region runs from base 38 to 1153 and encodes 371 amino acids. Gene Ontology annotation, cellular component: ribosome; cytosolic large ribosomal subunit.